Racocetra persica is the source of this 1377-nucleotide messenger RNA. Lineage: Eukaryota; Fungi; Glomeromycota; Glomeromycetes; Diversisporales; Gigasporaceae. The record is from the annotation of a GenBank genome assembly.
AUGUAUCAAGAGCAAAACAGUUUACAAGAAGAAACUCCAACAACUAUCCCUAAAAGGUCAGCUAUGAUAUCAGUGGACAAGAACGAUAUCGCCAAAGCUUUUGAUAAGGCGCUUGACGAAAUAUCAAAACAUAUCAAUGAAGGUGUAUCAGUAUCGACGCCUAUUGGAAAACAGCCCCAAAACAACAAUUUGAAAAUUAGUCCUGCUGAUUCUGACAAAUCAGCGUCAUCGGGUCACUCUAGUCAAUCGAGCGGUCAAACCAGUUCCACUUCUAUCACUGAAGAAUCUAUUGAAAUUAAAGCCUCGGGAAAAUUCAGGAACGAUGGCAGACCCUUACCUUUUAACAUUCAUUUAAAGGAUUCAUUGAGCCGACUGGAAACGGUGGAUGAGAAUCCCGAAGAAGGUCGUACAGCUCCAAGUUCACCAAUUGCUUCUCCAUUCGAUCAGAUCAUGCCCGUUUCAUUGCCUCAAACCCAUUCGGUCUCUUCCCGACAAUCACUGAUGUCUAAUUUAAUUAAGCCACCAACCGUUAAGGUGGUUUCCACGCAGGGAAAGGCCGCGCAUGACUACGUUAUUCCAAAAACUUCUUCGCGAACUAGCUGCAUCGCGUGUAUCCAUGGGAAUGUUUUAUUGAAACCUUGUGGUCAUAGAAUGUGUGAAUCAUGUGUUCAUAUUUUACGUUCAAAUACGGUCAAAAGUUCUUUCAAAACAUAUUCUGAAUGUAUAUUAUGCAAGACGCCCGUUGCGGAAUUUGUUACGUUUUCCGGUAAAAAAGAGAGCCAGAGUGGUAAUAUUUCCCCAGCGAAAACAAACAUGAACAUUCAAUUUAUGCAGAAUAUUACCGAAGAUGAUGCUCUCCGUCCACUAUCUUGGGUUUUUCCCAAUAUGACACCGUUGACUACGAGACCUGUUCAAGCAAUGGCCUCCGUAACUAAUAGACCCCAACAGAUCCAAUUUGGGGAACUAAGCAAAUUAGCUACUGCCUUCAAUUGGCCCGUUAUUCCGUGGGAUGUUUCAUUGAAGGAAAUAAAAACGUUUCUUUCAGCUUUCAAGUUACCUAGUGUAUCAUUGUAUUCACAAUGCAUUCAUAUCAUAAUGGAUAGAACAUCAGGAAAAACACUUUCUGAAGCGUAUAUCGAAUUGGCGACACCUGCGGAGGCACACCGUGCGGUUGAUACACGUAAUAUGAAACCGUUAAAGGGACGUCUCGUUUCAUGUAUGAGAUCAUCUCAGGAAGAUCUUAUGAGAGCGGUCUUUCCAAAAUGGAAAGGGGAAUUUUCUGGUUGCGACGCUGUCGUGACUUCAGAAAUGUUACAAUCAACACCAACUGUACCGCAUAUUCCAUUUAUCACGAGAGAAGAAAUGAAUUCGCUUUUG